ACGUCUCAGCCUUUCGAGACGGAACAGGAACAACGGGUCGAUGUGCGCAGCUUGAACGUGGAUAACUUUAACGUUGCAUAGUUUAGCCGUUUUAUUUUCGCCACCAAGCACCAGCAAAACUUCUUCUACGGUGUCGUCUGGGCUCCAGGACUAAAGAUGUUCAAUAGACAGACCAGCCUGUGGAUGGGUGACUUGGACCCAUAUAUGGACGAGAACUUCAUCAAGCAGGCCUUCAGCGCUAUGGGAGAAUCACCGUUUGGAGUCAAGAUCAUCACUCACAGGAUAACAGGUGGUUCUGCAGGAUACUGCUUUGUGGAGCUGGCAGACGAAGCGAGCGUCGACCGCUGCGUCCAAAGACUAAACGGAAAACUGGUUCCCGGAUCAAACCCGCCCCGGAAGUUUAAACUAAACUAUGCCACCUACGGGAAAAGGCCAGAGGCAGGGCCGGAGUUCUCAGUGUUUGUGGGCGACUUGGCCACUGAGGUGGACGACUUCCAGCUGCAUCAAGUUUUUAAGAAGUAUCCGUCCUGCAAAGGAGCCAAAGUAGUGACGGACCAGUACGGAUACUCCAGAGGCUACGGCUUCGUCAAGUUCGGGGAGGAGAGCGAGCAGAAAAAGGCCAUCGAGGAGUGCCAGGGAACGAUGCUGGGAGGAAAGCCACUCAGACUCAGUAUCGCUGUAGCCAAGAGCCAGAAGAUGAGCAGCUACCACGGGGCCCAGGGCCAGAAUUACCAUAGCAACUACAACCAGACGCAGUCCGGUUACUACGGCAGCCACAGCGGCGGGGGUCAGGGGGGCUACUACUCCCAGUGGGGGGGCUACGACCAGUACGGCGGCUACAACAGCGGCGGAUACAACAGCGGCUAUAACAGCGGCUACAACAGCUACAACUACAACUACGGGCCCUACGGAUACCCCCCACCGGGUCACAUGAUGCCUCCUCCUCCAAUGGGGAUGCCACCCAUGUCCACCGACAUGACGGGAGCUGCAGAGCAGAGUCACGAGGAGACUGAGGACAUAGAGGAGGACAACGCAGAAGAGCCCAUCCCUGAAUGCGACGUGGAGCUGUGGAACAAAGACUUCAUGCAGCGCAGCGAGGAGCUCUACGACGCCAUGAUGACGUGUCACUGGGAGCCUCUGGACUCUGUCGAAUCCCCCAUCCCCUCCCUCUCUUGAUGGCCUCUUCUGCUUUUCCGUUCUGCUCCCUCUUUUACUCUCGAAUGACGAUUUUGUACUCAAACGCCACACUGACACCUUUAGAAGGCCAGACAGAGUUCACCGUGUCACUGCUUCAUCUGAGUAAAGGCCGGCGGUGCAAACACACGUUGUUGUUCCUCUUUAAAUGCUUAAAAAUGCACACAAACAUUCUGUUGACUGUAAUGUUUACCACGUUGGUAAUAAACAGGAGGUUAGUUAGUAUUCAGUGGAGUUACUGUGUAGUAAAUGCUGUCUAGAGGAUGAAGCGCUGAAGGUGAGCAGAAGCUGUAGCGUCACCAACCGAAUGUUGUGGAUUAGAAUGAUGUCACUGAGGAACAAACGUUUAUUUUUGUUGUAGCGACCGGCAAAAGCUCACGUCAUUAUGGCCCCCGACUUGCAGAGAGGAGAUUGUCUUCUGACGACAAAAGCAACAACGAUGCCUUUACUGUCUUGCCGUGUGCUUGCUGUCAGUCCAGCGCUUUUGUUAGAAUUACUUUGUACAUAAAGACAUCAGGCUUUCUCGUCGCUUUCAUUUUUUUAAUGAAGGAUUUCUCCUCCGUUUGUUUAGAUUGAUCCAGGUGGAGGGUGCAGUAAGGGACGAUGAUGAUGAUGUUGAGUUCACCCAAAAACAACCAGAAAAUGUAUUUAUCUGUUUUCCAGUCAAGAAGCUCAGUGUGUUUCUAUGUAAUGGAUGAAUGGAGCGACGUCCCACUACGCUCUGAAAGAGUACGGGACGGUUUAUGGAGGUUGAGGUGUCAGACUUGAAGGCAGCGUUUGUUUUCUGUUGUUUGAUGGCUGAAGUUUUGUAUGUAUUUUAUUUCUGGAGAUGUUUUAUCAAUAAAACACAUUUAGGAAGGAAA
Messenger RNA from Acanthochromis polyacanthus (spiny chromis), 2057 nucleotides. RefSeq names its product tRNA selenocysteine 1 associated protein 1b (gene trnau1apb). Bases 157 to 1176 code for a protein of 339 amino acids. The record is from RefSeq and is a predicted model, not a curated record. Gene Ontology annotation, molecular function: RNA binding. NCBI's taxonomy places the organism in Eukaryota, Metazoa, Chordata, Actinopteri, Pomacentridae. The transcript has 9 exons.